Macaca mulatta (Rhesus monkey) is the source of this 1583-nucleotide messenger RNA. The record is from RefSeq and is a predicted model, not a curated record. NCBI's taxonomy places the organism in Eukaryota, Metazoa, Chordata, Mammalia, Primates, Cercopithecidae.
UACAUACCUACCACAUCCAACUCCUUCUCUCCUUGUUUUGUUUCCCCAUCAGAAUACAACACCAGCAAUCCUGACUUGUUGCUAGUCAUAUUUCAAGUGACAGGCAUCAGCCUCCUGCCACCACUGGGAGUUGCCAUAUCUGUCAUCAUCAUCUUCUACUGCUACCGCGUUAACCGGCAGCAGAAGCUGAGCUCAUCCUGGGAAGCUGGCAAGCCACGGAAGCUCAUGGACUUCAGCGAGCACUGUGCCAUCAUCCUGGAAGACGACCGCUCCGACAUCAGCUCCACAUGCGCCAACAACAUCAACCACAACACAGAGCUGCUGCCCAUUGAACUGGACACCCUGGUGGGGAAAGGUCGCUUUGCUGAGGUCUAUAAGGCCAAGCUGAAGCAGAACACUUCAGAGCAGUUUGAGACAGUGGCAGUCAAGAUCUUUCCCUAUGAGGAGUAUGCCUCUUGGAAGACGGAGAAGGACAUCUUCUCAGACAUCAACCUGAAGCAUGAGAACAUACUCCAGUUCCUGACAGCUGAGGAGCGCAAGACGGAGUUGGGGAAGCAGUACUGGCUGAUCACUGCCUUCCAUGCCAAGGGCAACCUACAGGAGUACCUGACGCGGCAUGUCAUCAGCUGGGAGGACCUGCGCAAACUGGGCAGCUCCCUCGCCCGGGGCAUUGCCCACCUCCACAGUGAUCACACUCCGUGCGGGAGGCCCAAGAUGCCCAUCGUGCACAGGGACCUCAAGAGCUCCAAUAUCCUCGUGAAGAACGACCUGACCUGCUGCCUGUGUGACUUUGGGCUUUCCCUGCGUCUGGACCCUACUCUGUCUGUGGAUGACCUGGCUAACAGCGGGCAGGUGGGAACUGCAAGAUACAUGGCUCCAGAAGUCCUAGAAUCCAGGAUGAAUUUGGAGAAUGUAGUCUUUAAGCAGACCGAUGUCUACUCCAUGGCUCUGGUGCUCUGGGAAAUGACAUCGCGCUGUAAUGCGGUGGGAGAAGUAAAAGAUUAUGAGCCUCCAUUUGGUCCAAGGUGCGGGAGCACCCCCUGUGUCGAAAGCAUGAAGGACAACGUGUUGAGAGAUCGAGGACGACCAGAAAUUCCCAGCUUCUGGCUCAACCACCAGGGCAUCCAGAUGGUGUGUGAGACGUUGACUGAGUGCUGGGACCACGACCCAGAGGCCCGCCUCACAGCCCAGUGUGUGGCAGAACGCUUCAGUGAGCUGGAGCACCUGGACAGGCUCUCGGGGAGGAGCUGCUCCGAGGAGAAGAUUCCUGAAGACGGCUCCCUAAACACUACCAAAUAGCUCUUCUGGGGCAGGCUGGGCCAUGUCCAAAGAGACUGCCCCUCUCACCAAAGAACAGAGGCAGCAGGAAGCUGCCGCUGAACUGAUGCUUCCUGGAAAACCAAGGGGUCACCCCUCCCUGUAAGCUGUGGGGAUAAGCAGAAACAACAGCAGCAGGGAGUAGGUGACAUCGAGCAUUCUAUGCCUUUGACAUUGUCAUAGGAUAAGCUGUGUUAGCACUUCCUCAGGAAAUGAGAUUAAUUUUUACAAUAGCCAAUAACAUUUGCACUUUAUUAAUGCCUGUA